UGGUGUUAGUAAGAGGAGCCGAACCGACCAGCACUAAACCAUAGCUGUUUGAAGAUGGCGGAGGGUGAACUGAACGUGGACAGCCUCAUCUCUCGGCUUUUGGAAGGUGAACUAUUUCUAAACGCUCUUCAGUGUCACAUAUGGUUGUCUUUUAACGCUCUUACGUCGUGGUGUAGGCUUAAGACUAGAGGUGGUGCGGGUUGCUCACAAAACGCAGCAGGAAAUGUGUUAGCAUUGAGGCUAACUGCAGCCAAUAGUAACGGUGCGCUCCCCCGGCUAGCUCUCGUUAACGCUCCUGUUAGCUGGUCGUGUUUAUAAACAGACAGCGGUGAACGCCUACAUUUGUCAGGGUUUGCUGUGUUAUCUUAGUAUCGUUACUGUUCGUAAGGGUAUUUGAGCUUGCUGUGGUUUAAAUUGAGUGUUGAAUAUAAGUCUCGGCCCGUGUUUUUUUUUUUUUUUGGUCGUAUUUUGGGUCAUAAUUUUUGACAAUAUGUGCGGCGGGUACAGUGUGUUUCGAGCAGCAGCAGAGGUUGGGACGUUUGUCGUGUGGCAUUGAUCUAAAGGUUCCUACUGAGUUAAACCAAUGUUACAGUAAUUUUUGGAUAAACUACGCUAUAAACACAGAUUUUACACCUGUCCUUUUAACCUGAAUGAUUAAGGAAUGCUCUUUAAGUUAAAAUUGUAACAAUUCUUUUAGUGCUCUGGUCCUUUUUUAAGUGAAUCUGUUUGGAAAGAUGAGCUGAAGGACUAUGCAAGAAUUACUUAAUAUUUAUGACCAACUUUUCUAUCUGAUAUUGCACAUUAUCAUGUGUUAUCCUUAACAACGCACUAUGUACACCUGUGCAGUAAAAUACAACCAAAUAAAACAGUUGGUCCACAAUUUCUAGUUUCAGAAAGCUGCUAAAUUUUCAUACAUGUGAUUAUUAUACUUUAUAGGGGACAUCUUUGUUAUUAACAAGAUUUUUUCCUGUCUGUUUUAAAGCAUCUGUACUAAAAACAAAAGAAACUAGAGAUUAGUUCAACAUUUUAUUAACAGACAAAGUAAAUAACCAAGCAAAUUGAAUGAGAUACACUUCGAAAAAUAUAAAAAACCCAUUUUAACUCAACAGUACAACAAAAGUAGAUAAAUACUAGAUAAUACAGUGAACUAGUUUACAGUCCUGAGUUUUUUUGCAGGUAUGCAAGAACCAAAAUAAACAAAUCGCCCCCUCAGGUAUAUAAAAGAUGCCUUAAAAUGUAAACAUUAGAUGAUGUAAACAUCAUUUCAAACACAUUUGUUGUGUUGUCGGUUUUUGAGGGCACUGAUCAACUUACCCCACACAUGGGGUGAGUUGACCAUAGGAGACCACUUUUUUUGGUAUGGUGUAUUAUCAAGACAGUUAUGUUUACACUCAUUCUGACAUACACUUCAUACACUAGUUCGAGACAAAACUAUGAUUGCGUUGAUGUAGCGAUCUGAAAUAUAAAAAAAUGGCUCAUCUUACCCCACUCUCCCCACUUCAUUUUCAAAGACACAGUAGGUGGUGGAGGUGUAAUUGCCUGUGUCUGAUUAAAAUGUGGUCCUUAUAUUUUUCUCACUUCUUUAGCAAAAGUGAAGAACACUUUUCAAUAUAAUGCGCUCUAGUGUACCACCAAUGAGAUGUAAUCAGACAAAGGAUGUUAAAAGGAUUUAAGUUGAUCUUGUGUUUUCAUGGUUUAUCAAGUUAUUGCUGUUAUUAUGAUGUAUUUGGAAUCACAGGCUUUAUGUGCAGAAGACAGGGCGAUGUGAAAGGCUCUCUCUGUGUUGACGAUUCACCUGCUCGAGAGAAGGCAAGGACUUUUCUGUUCCCUUGUGAGGUUUCAUUUGAGUCAGAGCAGACCACUAAGGCAGAUUCAGCUGUCCUUGGCAUACUUUCCACAAGUAUCUGCGCAGGGAUGACACACUAUGCCAGCACUGAAAUACGAAGAUUUCUCUUUUGUAUAGUUAAUUGCUUGAAAUUGUGCUGUGCGAACACUUCCUUGUGUUUCAUUUUCAUGUGUUUUUUGCUGCCAAGUAGUGAAAUUACUUGGAAAUAAACAGCUUUUUGUCUUUUAUUCCUAUUCCCGAGAGGAGAACCACGUUUCCAUUUCUCUCUCUGCUGGAAAGUCUGCUUAACCUUCACACAUUGUGUUUUCUUCAUUUAUUUAUUUAUCUAUUACUGCAGACUUUGCUGACAUGAUGUAUGGGAGUUGGACUUCUUUCAUAGGUGGUCAGUGUUGCUGCGAUAUGCAGGGUGCCAGAUGGUGAUUGUGUCCUGUUUGACUUUUUUUUUCUUUGUUUUCCUGCUCAUAACACGAGCAACAACACAUGACUAAUUGAUUUGGAAGUUCUUGUUCCAUCUUGGCUUUUACACCUAAUUGCUCAGCACUGAAGUUCGUGUAUUGUCAACUUUUUCAACUGUAGAAAUCCAAGAACAAGUGAAAUUGUUUGGGAAAGUGAUAAAUGACCUUUAAAAAUGCCACCUUAAGAUAUUUCUGUCCUUACUUCACUGUGUAACUUAUCGCCUCUCUGUAUGAGUCUGUAUCAUUUCAGAUGUUACAUCCAGGUCUUGUGCCUGAAUAUAACCUAUAAGAAUAUGUAAAAACGGUAAAGGGUUCAUUGAAACUAUCGCCCAAUCAUUGACCCCUGCUACUCGCUCUAACCGAAGUCAGACUUCCAAAAUUACAGUAAAUUAAACCUUGAAAAAAACUGUCACAAGUUGAGGUUUAAUUUGUUUCCCCAGCUGUAAAUUUCUUGGUCUGUUUUGCAAAAGGCUGAUUUUUUUUUCUAUUUUGAAAUCCUGUUGCAAUUAUAUCAACAGAUCAAAACUCACUGGUCUUGAUUUUCCAAACCAGUAUAUUGAAAAGACCUCGAGCCUUUAUUUUGCAUCCUAGCGCCAUAUUAAAGCUGACCGUACAUUUUUGCUGAAUGAGAAAAUUGUGUCUUGAGGGAAAUCCAAGAGUGCUUAUUCAUUGGAAUUAAACCCUGACGCGACACUUUGCGACUUUCCCCCGCACACGUAAAUUCACAAAAUCAUACGCACAUGCAGCUGUAUGGUUCAAAUCUUUGUCAUUGCUUCGUUUUAGCCUUUGCCCUGCAAUGUUCUUAAUCUCUUUCAAAAAGUGCAAGCCUAUAGAAGUUCAAACAGGGAGAGAUUCAGAGCUAAAGCCCAGCAGGAUAAGAAUCCAGGCUUAACUCGCUGCUCUGAUGAGGCCGUUUGAGUGAAUAGCCCUGCUUCUGCUGUUUCAUGCUUCACACUAUUAGUAUGAAGCAGCGCAGAUACAGUUGAUGGAUUAUAAGCAAAACCAAUGGUGUAAAACAGGACUUCAUUAUGGUUGGUGCAGCCUCAGAAUAGUUUCUGGCUCUUAGAAUCACCAUCUGUGGGGAUCCAUAUUCAUCUGGUUCACUCAGUUCUGUCAGAUUUGGUGGGAUUACAUGACUGAUGAGACUGUGGCAGUGAGGGAGCUGAGUGAAGUGUGUACAUGCAUGCAUACUCUCAAAGAACUUGAGGAAUUUCUCACCAAUACCUUUUUUUGUAAUCAAUAUCCAACUACUCUCCGUUUAGCCGUUCUCUAGUUUUCCUUCAGUACAAAAAGGCACAUAGAAGAAGGGUUCAGACUUGCUCACAGACCAACAUCCAUUCGUUUCGCUUGGCUCAGCUGUUCUUUAGUGCAGUCUUAUGUGGGUGUCUAGCUUAAAGGCAAUACCAAAAUGGUUAGUUAUUACAUAAUACCUCAGCCAUGGAUGUGUUCAUCUCUUGUCUCCGCCUGCAGUGCUUCUUCUACACACAGGGCUUUGCUUUUUGUGACGUCAAACCAAAACCUAAAGGAGUGAUGUGUACACGGCUUAAUUACAAUCCAACCAUUAUCUACUUAACAAGUAGUUACGGGGAAUGAGUCAGUGUUAUAUAAACAGUAUGAAAACCAGAGACGUGCCAGUACACCCAGAACGCUUUCAACUACUGAACACAAUAGCAGAUGUCAAUUCAAGAAAGAGAAAGGAUACCCCAACUAGGGCUUACCGAUUUACAGAUACCAAAAUUUACGACAAUAACCAACGUCAUUUUUUGGUAUCAAAAAAAUAAAUUAAUGAAAGUUGGUUUUGGACGUGACUCCGAGGAUUGUUCAAAGGUUGUAGCGGCUAAAGUAGACGAAGUUAAUGUGGGAGGGGGUGAGCAGCUUGUGGAGUAGUUAUCAUCUAUUUAUUGUUAUCGAGGGGAACUGCUCAAUAUAUCGUGAUAUUGAUUUGAGGCCAUAUCCUCCAGCCCUAACCCCAACUAUUGUCGUCUUUUUUUAGCACCUUUAUCCUUGUCAUCUUUUACACCCAACUCCUGACAGUGGUAGAUGAGCAGACUCUGGUUUUACCCCAUAUACAUAUUCACAGUAGGGCCCGACCAAUAUGGAUUUUUUGGGGCUGAUGCCAAUACCGAUUAUUAGGAGGAAAAAAAUCUUAUACUCCGCAUUUUAUUUCUGAAAAUAUCGGCAAAAAUUGGCGACUUUUGGCCAAUUAUUGAUUAGUCUUAAACGGGCUAAAAUUGGCCAAUUUAAUCAGCUCGCCGAUAACUCUGUCGGGCCCUAAUUCACACAACUGGAAUAGAUGUAAUAAAACUGACUUUUAUUAUCCAGUGCCCCUCAGCUACCCUACCAUUGCACUCAGCUUUGGCCCAUAAGUGUCCAUGAGUAGUAAAAAUCUUCCCAUCAUUAUUUCCAGCUACUACGUGAGUGCGUAUAUGAAAGCUGUUCAAGCUGGGAUAGUUCUAGUGACAGAUUUUGGUAACACCAGUAGUGUGAUAGAAUCUGGUUGUUUGUGGAACCUGAAGUGCGCUAUCUGAAACUUGGCUUGUUAAGAUAAGACACAGACGCUUGUAGGUGUUGUCUUGUUUUUAUCCUUUAAAGGGCUCCAACUUUUCACGAGGUGCUACUAAAUAGGCAGAAGAGAUCAUAAACCAACUGCAACAUCAGAUGUAUAAAUUGCAGACCUUUGAGACUCGAUAAUAGUUUACUAUCUUUUUGAGGCCACAAAGAACCAAAACAGUUUAUUUUUUAAGUAUAAUCACACCUGUCACGCUCCGACUCUCUUGGUUGCAGAUCAUACUGCCAAAUGCGAUCCUCUCUCCUUUUUUCAAUAUUUGUGAGGCAGACCUGUACUCGAAACUACAGCAAAAUGCAAGAAAGUAAACUUAGGCUAAAGGUGCAACUACACAGCCAAUAAACCCACACCACUGCUGAAGAUGCAAGCUGCACUCAUGGUUUAAGCAGUGGGCUUUCUUAAGCACUGCCAAAAGUAAACAGCUAUAAGCUAUAGAAUCAUCACACCCACACUUUAUCAGAUUUAUAGCUGCUUUGUAAAUCUGCGGGUUUGUAUUUGCUUUAUUUGGAUGGACCCGAUGGUGUUGAGGGGUAAGGCAGGGUGGUGGUGAUGGUGGUGGUGGUGGUGGGGUGUUGGUGCUGACAUUGAAGCUAACAGUUGUUGAAAGCACUGACAGCGUACUUUCUCUCCUCUCCAGUGCGGGGAUGUCGCCCGGGGAAGAUCGUCCAGAUGACGGAGGCUGAGGUGCGGGGCCUCUGCAUCAAAUCCAGGGAGAUCUUCCUCAGUCAGCCCAUCCUGUUGGAGCUCGAGGCACCCCUGAAGAUCUGUGGUCAGUGUCGCACGUUUCUGCUUCUAUUUUGGGUUAUAAUCGUCUCAUCAUGUGAUACUAUCUAACUCAGUGUUUCCUCUGAAGCACGUCCGACCAGAUUGGACAAACUAUGUGCCAAAGAAUAAAGUAUUUUACACACUAAAUGUAUACAGACAGUAUAGGAGCAAAGUAGUGCACAUUCGCAGGCAAACUCUAGCUCAAUAUUUGAAAUGCUAACCACUAUCACUAUCUCUCUUUUGGGGCUGCACAUCUCUGCACACACUCCCACGUGCUUUAUCUCGUCCCUGCAGUGUAGCGCUGAAACUGCAAACAACUCCGAGCUGUCUAAUAUAUAUAUAUGCCAGUCCUUGAAAAUACAGUACACAAGCUCACAUGCGUAUAUGCUCAGGCCUACACACACUUCAUUUGUUACUGUCUCAUUCCACUUUCCUCCCACGCAUGUUUACUUUGAGGUAGUUUUAAUGCAGGCGCUUUACUGUAUCAUCAUCAUCAGGCGGCUGCUUUUGUGUAUUCAUUUGCAUUAUUGCAUGAUUAAUGGUAUUACCAAUAUCUCUGACCUUACCCUUACCCUGAUAACAGACUAUUUACAGCCUCAAAUGCCCUCAGCUCUAUAGACCUUACCCCGGCACAUGAAUGUAAAAUAUGCAUGAGUCCGAGGCGGUGUUAUGCGUCACCAUGUAAGGUUUCUUUGUCUCUCGUCUUUGUUUCGUUGCCCAAUGUAUAACUCCAGACUGAUUACCUGCUUUUAACCCCACGGCUGUGACGGCAGCUUUCAGAUCACCUGCACUGACUAUAAAGACCAAACAGUGAAUGCCUUUCAUUAUUCAGGAAGGCCACAUGGAUCAGGUUCUGUUCUCACUCUCUCUUUCUCUCUCUUUCUUUCUCUCACAUGUUAACUAAUGACCCAAGCAGUUUCGACGCUUUCACAUUGAUUUAAGCGGGGAUGCUUUAAAAUUGGAUUUUUAAACACAGAGCUGUUUAUGGUAAUGGUAAUCAAACCCUCAUUGUGCAAACGUGUCGCACAGCCGUUUUGUUACUAAAAUAACAGCACCCUGCAAUCACAAUCCCCGUGCAAAAAUUGCCAAGCGGCUGUGCUUUAUCUAUAAUAGGAGCUUUCUAAUUUAGAGCAAAAUGUGAUUGAUUUGUUAGCCAGAAGGAUUAGCUGAAGAAAGACCACAAGCAUGCAUUCUUUGUUUACGGUUUUAUGUCGGAGUCAAAAUAGAACACCUAUAAUUACUUUCCGAGUGUACGUACUGAUUAAAAUAAACAACGUGCAGAAUGAAAAAGGAAGUAUAAAUGUCACUUCUUUGGCUCUUUUCUAACAAAAUAUCGCUGACCUUUCAUCGAAACUUGUCAGAUUUAAGUCUUUGUCUUAAUUGUUGUGUCGCACACUCAUUCAGAUAGACAGUAUUUAUCUUUUUGAUGAGGUGUUAUUUAAUAAAUGUUCUCACACUCAAUAUUCUCAAAGUUGAAAUCAAAUACUGAAUUAUUUUUUCACAGUUUUGCACAUUUUUUCCUGCCUUAGUUUUGGUGCAUGUGUGAAAACAAAUCCUUCAGCUAUUUUGAACAGCAACUGUGAUGGACAGUUAUGGACAGUCUGCCGACUUGCUUAAAUAUUACUCAGUCUUCCCCACACUGGGAUUAUGUGUUUAUAUGUGUACUUCAAACCAGUUGAUUAUCUGGUCAUACAAGGUCAGGCAUUAACACAACUUGAUAACAGCUUUAUCACCAUAAUGAUAGCAUAAUAAAGUCAUUAAUAUUGCACCAGGCAGGUUUGACUCUAUUGGUUUGUCUGCAGCCGGUGCCUUUAAUGCAUAUGAGCUUCUUGAUUUAUAACAUUUGUGAUGUGCAGUUUGACCUCAAGUAAACAUCCAGAUAAAUUCAACAUUGACCCCUUGUUAAAAAUGAUGAAUGAGGUUUUUUUUUUUUUGGUUGUGUGUGUUUGUGUGUUCUUGUUAUUGCCCUUCCUUUGUAGUUUAUGGCCCUCGGUCUUUUAGCUAUUUUUAGAGAAGUCCAUAAAUUAACUAUUAAUUAUUGAAAUUCUGGAUGUAUUCAGCAGUUUCACAUCUGUAGUAUUUGGUCCUUUGUCUGAGAGAAUCCGAGUUCUUUAUAACACUGGCCGCAGGUACAGUGCUCCAUUUUUUUUCCAUCUCCUUCUUUUUCCAUUUUUUUCUCUUUGCUUUUAAAAACCCUAAACCUCUUCGCUCCCAUUGUCGGACUGUUUUGACAUUGCAGAGGCAGCGCUGAGUAAAUAAUUCACUGUCAUCCUACAAUUCCUUGCGGAAGGGCAAGCAAGGGGGGCUGCCCUGUGGAAAGCCAGCUUUGCUAAAGCUCACAAAUGCAUUCAGUCAUGCAGCAACUCUUAGUGAGGAGUUAAGAGUAGUUAGAGUAAAGCUAACCUGAGGUGACCUUUCUGAAAGCAGAGAUUUCUUAACGGGCAACAGUUAAAUUGGAUCAUUUUACAUCUCUCGUAUAUUUCUGCAGAAUAAAGACAGAGACAGUUUGUCAGGGGAAAACACAACACAGCAAACAAAACAAAUAAAAAUCCGGCUGAGGCAACAGUGGAAAAACUGAGUAACUGUUUUGAGAAAGAGCAUUAUUUUAUGGUCCAGUUUAUCUUGGUUUUAUUACCGGGACCAAGCUCAGUGAAGUUAGGCCUGCUCUUACAAAGUUCAGCCCUCUGACUGUCUCCGCAGAGAUUACAGUCUACGCUGCCACGUCUCUUCAUCCACACUUUAAUCCAAAUGUGGUUUUAAUCCUGCAUUUCAUUUUUUUUAUACCGCAGUGACACGUAGAUAUACAAGUCUAAUUGUUUAUUGUCUCAGGUCCAGUUGUUUUUUGGUAAAGGCUCAAGAAAGAGUUAUUGUCUGCAUACACCCUGUUAUGUAGCAUGUGCCGCCGUCUGCGUCCCAAUUUUGAAAUAAUACUCGGCUCGCCAAAAUGAGUCAUUUUGUUUUGUAUUUUUAGCUUGUCCGCGUCUUCAGGGCUGCUCCUAGCUUAAGCCAGAUAAUUUAAAUUUCAACUGUUUCGAUAAAACUUAUUUUUGAUAUGCCAAAAUUGUGUAUAAUGAAGAACACAUUCCUUUGACAUGACAUGAUGCUAAAAUCAUUGCUUACAUUUGGCAGGAAAUUUAUUAACAAAACAGUACUUUGAUCUCUGUCAAUAGAAAUUGUAGCAUAGGAUCACAGAAAAUAAUAUAAUUACUAUUUAUGAAACUGAAUUGAUAUAAGAAGUUAACAGCAAAAGAAAUGACCUUUGUUUGGAUCAGUUAAACACUGGCCACCAAGGCAUGAUUGCAUGUUAAAGUGAAUCGUGAAUGUACCUUUAUUAAGGUCUGCUGAAACAUUUGCACAUACAACACAAAAUAAAAGUAGUGCUGACAAGUGUUUAUGUUGCUUAGCAACAAUCCAAUCUCAGUUAAAUUCCAGUUUUUGUUGGUGGCUCCAAAUGAAGAACUAAAUCAACCCAAAAUAAAAAUAAAAUUAAAUCUGUUGCUGCUUCAUAUGUUGCAGAAAUUUAAAAUAUGGCUUCCUUUCAUUGGAUAUCGCUGAGAAGAAACCCAACAAGAAAAAAGUACAAGUGCAGGAGACCGAGUCUUUACUGAACCUAACUCUCCGCUCCGAUGGCAUGCUGGAGCUUUGUGUCCAGGGCAAAAAAGAUUGAUGAUGAAAUGUAACCCAACUGGCCAAGCACAUGAACUCCAAUUAUAAUACAGACAUCCAGAGCUGUUCCUUUAGUCAUUCAUUAAGUCAGAGAAAAAUGUGUGUUUUUGUCUACCAUGCUAAAACAUGCAAAAAUAACAAACAGGCCUGUUGUCAGAUAGGUUUGGUGCUUUUUGUGGUUUGGGUUUUGGUGCCUCCAAAUACUGCCAGGCACCAAGAAAUGGAAUAAAUCAUGCCAGCUUCCCUCACAGUACAGAUUUCCCAUUCUUGUUGGUCAUUUAAAUCAAUGAGCCGGACAGCUGCACAGCUGAGGGAAGCCUGUUAUUUCAUUUUAAUUUGUAUUUGUUGCCAUUUUAUAAUGAAGUAUUUCCAUAAAAAGUUCAAGUUUGCCUCUCGAUCUGGUCACCAACAAGCUUGUCAUUAUUGCCCUGCCUUCUCUGCCAAGGCUCCCUGCAGUCAUCUGUGUCUGGAGCACUUAGCCCAAAUUAGAGCAGCUCUUAAAGUUGGUGCAAGAGGAUAAAAAAGGAAGCAGGUCUCAGCUAGGUGAUGAAGUGAGCCUCCCCUGCUGCGAUCCUGCACUUUGGUUAUCGCAGCUCCGACACGUCUCUGCUUGACUGAUGUCAAAGAGAGACAAGGCUGACCCUGAAUCCGAGGAGAGCGGUUCAAAUUAAAGUUUGUGUGGAUAUGUGUAUGAGCCUCCAUUUAUUUUUAUGAUUAACCUGGAUUGCCAGCGUUUUCUCCCUUGGUAGUUCAUCUCCCUUGGGCCAUGGCAUCGAUCUGGCGGCGGUGGUAAUGGCUCACUUUUGAUGUUGUUAUCCUUGGGCUUGCUGAUGUUAUCCCACCAAAGAACAGUCACAGUCAUACAUCUCAACCGUUGACUUGGACCCUCCUUUUCUUACUCAUCUCUCUUGCUCAGGUGAUAUCCAUGGUCAGUACACAGAUCUGCUGAGGCUGUUCGAGUAUGGCGGCUUCCCUCCAGAGGCGAACUACCUGUUCCUGGGCGACUAUGUGGACAGAGGGAAACAGUCGCUGGAAACCAUCUGCCUCUUGUUGGCCUAUAAGAUCAAAUAUCCAGAGAACUUCUUCCUGCUCAGGGGAAACCACGAGUGUGCUUCCAUCAACCGCAUCUACGGCUUCUACGAUGAGUGUGAGUAGGGUAGACAAACAAAAUGGAGACCCCUUGAUAGUUUAUAGACACACUGAAGUUUCUACAUUGUCAGGUUCUAAUACUGUAUCCUAAUUUGUUCAACCAGGCAAGCGCAGGUUCAACAUAAAGUUGUGGAAGACUUUCACUGACUGCUUUAACUGCCUCCCCAUUGCUGCGAUCAUUGAUGAGAAGAUCUUUUGUUGCCAUGGCGGUAAGAGAACCGCAUCACAUAUUUUCUCUCGUUGUCCAAAUUGUACAUAUUUACUAUCCUCUAAAUAUGAACAUUUUUAAAGUAUUUCUAAUCAAAAUGGAACUUCCUCAUUUUCUAUCUAAGGGCUAUCGCCUGAUUUGCAGUCGAUGGAGCAAAUUCGCAGGAUCAUGAGGCCAACAGAUGUGCCUGAUACAGGUAGUGUGCACAUUUUUUUUCCUCCUACUCAUACUUUAUACUGAUCAUGUUCACUUCCUCUGGAUUUUAAGUGUGUCCUAAACUGACAUCACCUAGCCUCCUCGCUGAAAGAAGGACUAUUACAUCAGUAAAUCUCCUGUGUUACAUCAGGAAAGUCAAAUGAUCGGGAGCAAAUUCCUUUCUCCCGUUGCCUUCCCUCCCAGCUCUUUCCUGAUUUUUAUUUCCAUCUGUCCUCUUGUCAGGUCUGCUGUGUGAUCUCUUGUGGUCAGACCCGGAUAAGGAUGUACAAGGCUGGGGAGAGAACGACCGUGGGGUCUCCUUCACCUUUGGAGCAGAUGUGGUCAGCAAGUUUCUAAAUCGUCACGACUUGGACCUCAUCUGCAGAGCCCACCAGGUAAAUCCAAAUUAGUGUUCUGCUAUUUUCAUACUUUGAAAACAAUUGGUAAGUUCAAAUCAAAUCAAAUCAACUUUAUUUUAUAUAGCACUAAUUCACAACAAUCGUCAUCCCAAGACGCUUUCCAAAGAAAAAGAGCAGGUCCAGACCAUGCUCAUUGUUUGAUGAAUUAUCAAGACCCAACCUUAAGAUGGGACUGAUUUGACCUACCUCAUCUAACAUUAGGGACAGUGGCGAGGAGAAACUUCCUUUUAACAGGCAGAAACCUUGGGAAGGACCAGACUCAUGCUAGACAGCCACGAGUAAAAGAGAGGGUGGGAGAGAGAAUAGAAAACGAGGGUGAGAGGGAGGUUACAACAACACGAGACGCUAUGACUCUCCACAACAUAAAGCACCCUGUUCUCCGACACGUAAACAAUUAGCUGGUCGGCCAUGUUGGAUAUACCGGUGAAUCUGACGUCGCAACAACACGCAAUCUGAUUGGUCAGAAGUGGACACACAGUAUCCGAAACUUUAGAAAAAUCGACCAUGAUCCGAAAAAAUAAAUGCUGCAAUAUCGCAGGACGGGAAAAUGUCGCUGAUGUGGACGCUUGUAUUGACAGGAUACGGGUUCAAAAAAAAUAUUGACGUCAGAAAUAAUCACACGAAAAAAACUCUCCCGGUGUGUAAGGACCUUUAAUCUAAUGCUCCGUCUUCAAGGUAAGUUAAAGAAGCUCAGUGGUCGAAAAUACAAUCCAGAAAUGUUACUUACUGCAUCUUUAUCAGAAGCUGCUCCUGAGGCUGACUCCAGAGCUAACCACACAUUCAUGGACCUUUUGACUUCCUUUCUCCUCAUGCAUUAUUCACCAAACUCUUCUUCAGCAUUCAAUUAGUGUCAAGUUUUCUAUACCCAGUGGAGCCUGAUCAGAACAUUUGAUCACUGUGAUAGGAAUGCAUCACUCCAGUAAUGUAGUCAUCAACCAAAUGUCAGGAGAAGGAGUUGAUACUGUUAAAUUGGCCGCAACUGUGAAAGCCCUGCAUUGUUCAGGUCCUGUUGAUUCAGGUGUAGGUGGUUUGGUACGCUCUACCAUGAUAAGAUUCUUAGACCAGCUGAAGAUGGUUGUCCGUAUUGAUCUCUGUGGGAGGAGGAAUAAUGUCAUGUGGUCUUCUCACAGGUUGUGGAGGAUGGAUAUGAGUUUUUUGCCAAACGCCAACUGGUCACACUUUUCUCUGCUCCAAACUACUGCGGGGAAUUCGACAACGCAGGCGGCAUGAUGAGUGUCGACGAAUCCCUCAUGUGCUCUUUCCAGGUAGUGGGACAAAUAUUUACACAUUCUCAUCCUGAUAUCCUUUUGAUAGUGACUCGAGAAGUGAUCUACUGAAUGCAUUUAUCCUCUCUGUGUCUGUUUUUGUCUCACAAAUUAAAGAUCCUAAAGCCCUCAGAGAAGAAGGCGAAGUACCAGUAUGGCGGUGUAAAUUCUGGUCGGCCUGUCACUCCACCCCGCACCACCCAAGCCCCAAAGAAGAGGUGAACGUACAGCCUCCCCUCUCCCCUUCUCUUCCUGUCCGUCCCCGGUCUGCUAUCCUGGCAACCCCUGUAACUCCCAUGUAAGGUGAAGAUACAGGGCUUAUCUAAAUGCCCAAACCUCUCUCCCCCUCUUCUCCCUCUUCUCCCCCUUUCCUUCCCCAACUCCACUGACAGCUCUUUUCUUAAUGUGUAUGUGUACAUAAAUUUGCUGUGACCAAUCUGUUUUUUUUUUUUCUUUGCCUGUUUGUUGGUAUUUUUGAUAUUAUUAACGGAUGAUUUGUGGUUUUACUUCCAAACAUUUGAGGUUUUCUGAGUUUCUGUGUCGUGUAAGGAAAAAGCCCGCUCUGUGUAGAGGGGCACAGUGACUGAGUUAGAAGAUUUCUUUUCCGGUCGAAUAAAAAGACGUUAGAGAUUGAACUUCUUUUUUUUUUUUUUGCCUUGACCUCUCAAAAAGUAGAGAGAAAUCUUCCAGUGUAUUCCAAUGAGACUGAGGUUUCCGUGCAGUGUGAGAAAAAAAAACUUCUCUCAUAUUCUGGUUUAACAGUUGAAGUGCAAUGCAGCAUGUGCGAUGAACUUUGUGUUGUGGUGCACUCUUGAUGUAUUUAACCAUUUGGAAAAGUGCACCUCCCCAUGAGAAGAAAUGAAUGUGAAGAGACCGGCGUGAAUGAAACGUAGAGGCUAAAAUCAGAUGCUGCUGGCAGUGGACAAGCUCUACCCAAACACAACGCCCUCUGGGCAUCGAUACCCCCUUCUAUGCCUCCCUGUGCCUCGACUCCACACCCACACAAACACACGCAGCUUCUCUCACAGGGCUGGUAUUGACACUUUUCCUGGUUCCAUUUAUUAUUUGAUCUCAUUAAGAGAAAUUCAAUCAGUAAUCUUGAUUUGUUUCGAGAGAUGCAGAUUUUAUUUUUCCUGAUCUUGCUCAUGAAAAAUUAAAACCAUGCACAUUAUGGUGAGUAAUUAACCUGCACACAUACUGGAUUCAUGGUGUACUGAAAUCCUAAUAAAAGAACCAUUUUCUAGUCUGUGGAUAAAUAGUAAAGAAAGGAAGAGAUUGUCUUGUAUAAGUGGUUGCAAUUUUACCAGUGUCUAACUCAUCUUAAUCUAUACAGUGUUUAAAGACCAAUAAUAUACAAAGUGCAGGCUUUAAAGUGCUCCACAGUGUUUGAAUACUUUAGUGCUGUGUUCAUAGAUGCACAUCAAACUGAAAUAACAAAGGAAGUAUUGUCUUAAAAGUGUAUUUAAUAAAAUGCCAGCUGCCCUUUUUUGUAAGGUACACACUAAGAAAGCUAAUGGAGUCAGGAGAGGGUGGCAGGACUAGGCCGCUUUGCUAUGUGAUAGUGAUGCCACCUGGUGUUUAAAUACAAAAAUGCAGAAUUCACACCAGAGAGCUCGAGAUGGGCUCUUCAAAACUCUGACCGAACAAAAUGUUCCGUCAUUACUCAAGGAGGUACAUCAGUUUGACCGUGGGACUAACCAGCCUCUAGCCUGGUUGACGAUGGCUCAUUCAAGAUGCAGUUGACCCUUUGUGGAAAACAGUUGCCUCUUUUUUUUCUUCUGCUUUUUGUGGUAAUACUUCUUUCUGUUCUAUUUCUUUGUUCUCUACUCACAUUGUUUACUUUUUAUUCACUUAAUUUAUUUCCUAACAAUAAUAACAAGAAAACAUUGAGGUGUUACCAAAAGCUGUUUUGCAAUUUGUACAAGUUUGUUGGAAAGUCUAUACAUUCAAUAAAAUGGAUGGAAACCAAC
Molecule: messenger RNA, 14504 nt
Organism: Xyrichtys novacula (pearly razorfish)
Lineage: Eukaryota; Metazoa; Chordata; Actinopteri; Labriformes; Labridae
Source: the annotation of a GenBank genome assembly